Scylla paramamosain (green mud crab) is the source of this 3906-nucleotide messenger RNA. RefSeq names its product cytosolic purine 5'-nucleotidase-like (gene Nt5b). Lineage: Eukaryota; Metazoa; Arthropoda; Malacostraca; Decapoda; Portunidae. Gene Ontology annotation, molecular function: 5'-nucleotidase activity. Bases 705 to 2234 code for a protein of 509 amino acids. The record is from RefSeq and is a predicted model, not a curated record. The transcript has 14 exons.
CCAGGUCUCUGUUAUCUGGUGGAUGUCAGUAACUGGACGGCGAGACGAAUUGGCAACUCGUGCUGAGAUAUAUAAGCAGAGGCACAGUGAUGCAAGAGUAGUGCAACGCGCGCGGCCUCAAAGUGAAGUUAUCAGUCUAUCUAUCCCGUUAUCCUGUUCCUGGCAAGUGACGUUUGCUAUAACAGACUGACUAACAUAUCACAGUCCCUGACACUUGGAAAAAAAAGUAAUAGGCAGAGGAAGCAAGAAAAAAAAAAAAAAAACUAUUAUAAACCCUUAGUGUGCCUAGUGACGCGCAGUGUGGUGAGAGACUACAGCAGCAGGAGUUCCGACAGUGGUGGACGCGUCUUCGUGCAGCCCGCCAUGAUCAGUUACGGCACUCUACACAAAGGUCAUGAGGUGCCAGCAAAGCGUGAUAAUGAGGCGAGGAAGGAGGGAACACAAUAGCAGGCUACCACACAAUCUCUUCCUCUCGUCCCUCUCUUCGCGCCGCUGAAGGGAAGGAGAGUGGAGAGGGAGGCAGAACACUAUAACAGAUUUGCUUUAUCUACCUCGCCUCUUGCCCUCGCCCAUCUCUGUCCACGGUUGUAGAUGUGGAAGCUGAAGAACCGAGGGAAUGAGAAGCAAACACCUACAGCCGUUGUCAAAAAGUCUUCGUCAACCGCAGCCUCCACCUGGAGAAGAUCCGCUACUAUGGGUUCGACAUGGACUACACGCUGGCAGAGUACAAGUCACCGCAGUAUGAGACGUUGGGUUUCAACUUUCUGAAGGAGAGGCUCAUUGACGUGGGCUACCCUGAGGAGAUUAAGGAGUUCGAGUAUGACCCGUGCUUCCCUAUCAGGGGACUGUGGUUCGAUCGCACUUAUGGCAACCUGCUCAAAGUGGACGGUUUCGGAAACAUCCUCGUGUGCAUCCAUGGGUUCCAGUUCCUCAAGCCGUCUGAAGUGUACGAGCUGUACCCCAACAAGUUCAUCAACUUGGACGAAAAUCGCAUAUAUGUCAUGAAUACUCUGUUUAACCUCCCAGAGAUAUACAUGAUUGCCUGUCUCAUGGACUUUUUUAGUAACUCCAAUCAGUAUGUAAAAUGUACUGAGGGUGUUAAGUUUGGGGACUUCUUCAUGAGUUACAACAGCAUUUUCCAGGACAUCAGAACAGCCGUUGAUUGGGUUCACACAAAGGGAGAGCUAAAGAAGAAGACUGUAGAAAAUGUUGAAGAAUAUGUGCACAAGGACGAACGACUUCCCCUCCUACUUGACAGGAUGAGGGAAUCUGGUGCCAAGGUGUUCCUUCUCACUAACUCUGAGUACUGGUACACAAAUGCUGUCAUGGGGUACCUACUUGGCUUUCCAGAUAAGAAUGGUGAUGUAAGAGACUGGAAGACCUAUUUUGACUUCAUUGGAGUUGAUGCAGGGAAGCCAGGAUUUUUCUCAGGUGGUACACUGCUGAGACAAGUGAACUGCAGUACUGGUGAACUUAGAUUAGGAACUCACACAGGAAAACUUAAACAAGGACAAGUAUGUUCAGGAGGCAGCUGUGACAUCUUCAACAAGCUUAUGGGAGCCACAGGAAAGGAUGUGCUAUAUGUUGGCGAUCACAUCUUUGGUGACAUUCUGAAGAGUAAGAAGAUUCGAGGGUGGCGCACAUUUUUAGUAGUGCCAGAAUUGGUUCAAGAACUUCAUGUGUGGACUGAAAAGUGCACUCUCUUUUCUAAGCUCCAGAAUCUAGAUGUAAUAAUGGGAGACCUCUACAAAAACCUAGACUCCAGCACACAUGAGCGACCAGACCUCAGCAAAGUUCGGGGAGCCAUCAGGGAAGUGACUCAUGAGAUGGACCUGAGCUAUGGUAUGAGUGGCUCACUCUUCAGGUCUGGCUCUAGACAAACACAUUUCUCAACCCAAGUGGCCAGGUAUGCUGAUGUAUAUGCCUCAACACCUCUCAACUUGAUUUAUUAUCCGUUCAGCUAUAUGUUCCGUGCCCCUGCCAUGUUGAUGCCUCAUGAAUCAACAGUGGCUCAUGAACAACGGUUCCAAGUAAGUGAUGGCCCCAUAUCCACACGCUCCAGGGCCUCAAGCAUCCAGGUAGACACUCCUGAUCAGCAAAAUAAGAGGACCAAAUACAGAGUAUUGGAGAGGGCAGAUUCUCUUGUGCCUCAUCCCCGAGCAGAAACACCAAAGCGAGUUACUCACUACCAUGAUGAGGAUGACUCUGAGGAGGAGAGUGAUAAGUCUUCCUAAGCUGACAUGUGAUAGAGUAGUGUGAUCACUAAUAUCUACCUAGCAUGCUGAUUUCAUAAAUGGCUUUCACUUAUUAAAUUAAAAACAAAUCAACACAAUUAUACUAGAACUUUUAGUAACAGUGAUAGUGUUAGUGGUGGCGGUGCUAGUGGUAGUGAUAGCAGUAGUAGUAUUCACAAUAGUUAGUGCUAGUAGGAGGAGAAGAAGAUUCAGAAAACAAUACAGUCAUAGAACGUGGUAUAUACUUGGAAAUAAAUAAGAAGUCUCAUGUUCUCAUAAUGGGUGCAUUUUUAUGCCAUUGUUUUACAGAUGUGUAUAACAUGCAUGUAUUGAGGAUGUCUGAUUUCAGUUACAUUUCCAUAGUAUUUUUGUAUUUUUAACUAUUCUUAGUUUAGAGUGAUUUUUAUAUAUUUUGAGUAAUAAAUGUCAUAAUAGUUUUGUAUGGAUUUAUGCAAUAUUUUUUUUAUACUGUUUAGUAUUGUAGCUAUAGUACUGCCAGUACUAGUUCCUGUGUAGCUUUAUAAUAACUUUGAAGUUUCUUUUAGUUCUGGCAGGUCUUAAACAUUUGUUUUUCUUUUCAAUUUUACUCCUAGAAUUUGCACCAGUCCAUUGAAAAUUGGUAAUUUAAUUUUACUGCAUUGAGUGGGCAAUCAUUUAAUGUUACUAUUUUUAUCCAAGAUGUUUCAGUAAUUAACUAAGUAUAUGCACACAACAUUUCAAAUUCUAGUUAUAUUACUUUGUUGGUCUUUUUCUCCUCUCAUAUCAUUGCUUACAAAAUAUGUAUUUCAAAUAAUAUCAAUAGCAUUACCUUGGCAUGUGUUCAGUAUUUUCCAGCACUUUUCAUGCCUAUUCCAUACAUAAUGUUAGCUGAAUUUGCGGGUGAUGUCCUUGUAAGAAUUGCAGAUUUGUGGUGAGGGUUAAAAUAUGCCAUUUUAUUGUACUAAUGAAUCUUGCUAUAGCAUAAAGCAGUCUUUAGAAAUGUACUGUGAAAGGCUCUAAAUAUUUAGUGGUUUGGCAGCUGAAAAUGUUGUCUUCAGUUUCGGUGAAUAUUUGAAGUUUUCUUCUGUGGUUGCUGCUUCAUUAUAUUCAGCUUUCAGAAAAGCAUGAUCUGUAAAAAAAAUUAGGGGAUGCAUACACAUUUGGCUCUGUAAUUGUAUUAAAAAUUGCCAAAUUCUUUCAGGAUACUGUUUGUUUGUUAUAUUUUGUCAAUAAAUUACAAGAUUAUAUAUGCAUAUGAAUAGAUGCCUGCAUUAUAUAAAUUAUAAUUAUGGCUUACAGUUUAUCACAUCAAUUAAAAAAAAAAUCUGAAGGAAGUAUUAGAGCUAGAUUUAAGUAUUGUUAGAAUCUUUGAAAGUGCAUGAGACCUGGUCUGUUGGAGGUGGGCAGGACUGUCCUCCCUCUCAGCCCUCAUGAAAAGGGAUCAAAGCAUGAGAGUGUGAACUUGAAAUGUGAGGGUAAUAAUUCCUUAUAUAUCUCUCUGGUGUUCAUCUGGAUAGCACUGAGUAUCUAGAAUAUUCAGGUUUUAGGUAGGGUUGUUUCUUUAAUAGGAGAAAGUCAAAAUCAAAGUUAGAAAGAAGUAGUAGAGUCAGUAAAAGCUGAAGAUGGGAUAAAAAAUAUGAAUAUUGUUGAAAAGUCAGCAGAAGUGUACCAGAAGAAUAAAUUCAAUAAGCUG